AUGUUUGGCUCGCUCCACAAUCAUCGUGUAUCAAUAUGCCCCAUAUGGGAUCACAUCCAGAUUCUGCCCAUUAUGGACAUUCAAACCAUCACCAUACGUUCGGACCACGUGGGUGCCAUCCACAGCAUCAUUUGUCCACCGUGGCAACACGGCCAGCACAACUCAGCCACUGUCAUUGCUCAAAUUUACAUCGUCCCGAUUGUAGAACGCUUAUUUCCUGUCCAAGAACACGUGGACUAUGGCAAACACACUGGGCCUCCUGUGCUCUAUAACCGCGUCCGUGAAAUUUUCCUCGGCUAG
Molecule: messenger RNA, 300 nt
Organism: Echinostoma caproni
Lineage: Eukaryota; Metazoa; Platyhelminthes; Trematoda; Plagiorchiida; Echinostomatidae
Source: the annotation of a GenBank genome assembly